GUUGGAAGCUGCAAACCAGCUCGGUCCCGCAAAGAAACAUGGGACCUGUGGCAGCAACGACUUCACCAGGAGGAUUGACGUCUGUACAGUCCUUGCAUAACGAGCAAGUGAACACAAGUCAGAACGCUAUGGGUACAGAGGUGCAAGCUGCCGAAAAUGCGGGGGAAACACAGAAGGAUUUACCAACUGGAGGAGAGAAGAAGACAAAGGCGGCGAUAGAGACUGUUCGAGGGAAACCUGUUUCGGGCCGCGCAUGGAAAGUAACGCAAACAAAGCGGCAUUCUGCCAUGAGGCCAAAAAUGCUCCGACCAGGCUGGGUAAAGCAACAGGAAGAUAGAAAGAAACGCGAGAUUGUAAAGACAAUCGAAAAAGAAUUGAAAGACCAAAAGAUUGCCGCAAAACAAAAAAAGAGGGAGGAGGAAAAGGAGCGACAGAAGCGAAAAGAGGAAAAUGAAAAGCGUGCUGAAGUAGUCCAGCAAGUAUCUGCAGCGAAGCUGAAGCGGAUGAAAAAGAAGCAAUUGCGCCAGCUCCGCAAGCAAUAGAAACGCAAUUAUCAAUCACCGACUAUAAUCCUGUACAUCUUUCUUUUCUCCAUUCUACUUGUUACUAUCCUUCUUAUUCUUGUAAUUUAUCAUUCUCAACAUUGCUUAUUGACCUUGUA
Molecule: messenger RNA, 661 nt
Organism: Spizellomyces punctatus DAOM BR117
Lineage: Eukaryota; Fungi; Chytridiomycota; Chytridiomycetes; Spizellomycetales; Spizellomycetaceae
Exons: 5
Coding region: 39-542 (167 amino acids)
Cellular component (GO): nucleolus
Source: RefSeq, a predicted model, not a curated record